Molecule: messenger RNA, 4311 nt
Organism: Phytophthora nicotianae INRA-310
Lineage: Eukaryota; Oomycota; Peronosporomycetes; Peronosporales; Peronosporaceae
Exons: 6
Coding region: 1-4311 (1436 amino acids)
Biological process (GO): proteolysis
Molecular function (GO): cysteine-type peptidase activity; zinc ion binding
Source: RefSeq, a predicted model, not a curated record
AUGGCACGGACGCACAAGACUGCCCAGAUCAAGGCCCAAAUGGCGGAGAAGGCUCGCAUCGAAGAAGAGGAAGCACGUCGUCGUGAGGAGGCUCGAAUCGCGGACCUCGACAGUGCGAGAACGCGCUCUGAGAAAGCUGGUGCGCUUGUCCGUGCGUGCGAGCGUCAGAACGUAGGGUCGACGGACUCUAGUACUUCAGGGGCUAAUGCCCUAGUGGUAGACAAAGAGCCCGACGGCGAAGAAUCCGCCGGUGAAGAAUCAGAAGAUGAAGUCCAAGAAGAAGAAGAAUCAGAAAUAGAAGAUGAUGAAGAUAAAGAAGAAAAUGAAGAAGAAGAAGGAGAACUUGAGGAGAAGCCUCCCACCAGUCGAGAUACUAAAGGAAAGAAAAGAACUCUUUCGGACGUGGAAGACGAGGAGUUAGUGAGAGUUCCUGCUUUCAAGAAGGAACACGACUCCUGGGCAAGCCUGGAGUUUAGCUUGCGAGAGUAUAUGAACACAACGCACCAGAAGAUAGUGAUCAAGGAGGUUAUUCAUACUGCACGGCGCAACGCUGCUCUUCGGUCUCAAGUACGGUUCAAAGGGCGUCCAGACUCUGAUAUUCCACUCGUCCCGGCCGAACUAGAGCCGUACCAACGCAAGUACAUCUGCACACACGGGUGGUCUGAGCGAGAACGUUCAACUGGAAAGCGGACAUCGCAUGCAUUACGCCGCACGGAUUGCCCGUUCCAGAUGCUAGCCCAAUUGGCGAAGAAGACGGAUGGAUCCUGGUGCGUUUCGAUUAAACGUGAGGUCUACGAGCACAACCACUUCGUUUCCGAGGAUAUCUACAGGUUUUAUCCAGGUAUUCGGCAGGUUUCUGCUGACUCGCCGCUCAUGCCUGGGGUUGAGUUGCUGGUCGAGGCUCAGGCUGGGACAUCAAGCGUCUACGACUACAUUCGCAGCAACUCAAAUCACCGCGUGACCAUGGACGACGUCCGCAGCAUGAUUUCGCGGUUGCGGAGUGUGGAACUUUCUGACAAUGAUGCGGUGUCUGAGAUGAUUGUGGAGUUUAAUCUGGAGUCGUCAAAGAACGUGUCGACUGUCAAUGAGAAUGCUCGCGGUGAUACCGGCGUUAUCUCGUUCACAAGUGGACACAUGCGUGCGAUGUUGAACAGUUUUCCAGAAGUGAUCCAACUUGAUUGUACUCAUAAAACCAACCAAUAUAACUAUCAGUUACUGAGCAUGGUUGCAAUGGAUCAGUACGGUCAAGGCCAACCUAUUCAAUACUCACUGCUCGAGACUAAUUCGGACUGGAACAUGGCCAAGGCCUUGGAUCACUUCAAACGUGCUAACGAGCGGUGGAAGUCUGUUCGCAUUGUAAUCGUCGACAAAGACAUGAAAGAGAUCGAUGUGAUCCGACAGAAGUUGCCUGAGGCUCGGAUUCUCCUGUGUCAUUUCCACGUGAUAAAAUGGCUGCACAAUACUAUCCGGAAUUCAAGAAAGUUCGGAGUCUAUGAGGAAGAAGUCCUGGUGCAAAUGAGGCACAAUAUCACUAACAUGACCUACGCAAGAACCGUAGCUGACUACGAGAAGUACAGAGGAGAGUUCGAGCAUUUGGCAUGUCGUGGUGGGCGGACCCAACUGUGGACUUACUUCAAGAAAAACUGGGAUUCUCUCACAGAGAUGUGGGUGAUGGCUCACCGAGCUGAUCUGCCUCACUUCAACAACCACACGAACAAUUGCGUGGAGAGUCUGUUUGGUAAACUGAAGCGAACACUCAAGGGAAAGCUGACAAUGCGGACCAGUUUGGAGGCACUUUUCGCUUACCAGAAGCGUUUGGAGGAGGACUACAGAUCCAAAGUGUCGAUGCCAGGGACAUUGAGAGAUGUGGCUUACACAGAGGAAAUGAACAUCGCCUUAGGUAUGACGACACACUGGGUUGCACAAGCUAUCAAGACGCAAUACGAUGUUGCAGUGAAUGACAACCUCGCUAGCGCUUACGCUUACAAAGAUAACGGUUCUACUGUUACUGUGACACGUGAUAACCACGAGUUCCUGAGUGAGAAAGACGGACGGACGUGCGACUGCGAGUUCUCACAGACGAUGAAGUUGCCGUGUCGCCACGUCAUGGCUUUCAGAAAGGCGUGUGGCAAUCCAUUCAUCAUCUCUUAUGCUGCCAUCGAGUCCAGAUGGUUUGGCCAAAGCCGGUGUUCACCCGACGAGUUGUCUGAGCUAUCCGAUCCCUUUGUAGCCAAAAUAUUCAAGUCCAAACGCGACGCAACACCACGGAACGCUGGACUUAGCGAGCCACAGAAGUACAGGCAAGCUCAGCAAGCCUUUGCUCGCAUUGGAGAUGAACUGGCACGUUUGGAGGACGGAGAGUUCGUGUGUGCGCUGCAGCAAUUGGAUCAGUGGUGGUAUAAUUUGAGGCAGGGGAAAAGACUAAAGGGGGCGAGGACAAGUUCGGAGGAUGAGGUGAAGACGCAAUACGAUGUUGCAGUGAAUGACAACCUCGCUAGCGCUUACGCUUACAAAGAUAACGGUUCUACUGUUACUGUGACACGUGAUAACCACGAGUUCCUGAGUGAGAAAGACGGACGGACGUGCGACUGCGAGUUCUCACAGACGAUGAAGUUGCCGUGUCGCCACGUCAUGGCUUUCAGAAAGGCGUGUGGCAAUCCAUUCAUCAUCUCUUAUGCUGCCAUCGAGUCCAGAUGGUUUGGCCAAAGCCGGUGUUCACCCGACGAGUUGUCUGAGCUAUCCGAUCCCUUUGUAGCCAAAAUAUUCAAGUCCAAACGCGACGCAACACCACGGAACGCUGGACUUAGCGAGCCACAGAAGUACAGGCAAGCUCAGCAAGCCUUUGCUCGCAUUGGAGAUGAACUGGCACGUUUGGAGGACGGAGAGUUCGUGUGUGCGCUGCAGCAAUUGGAUCAGUGGUGGUAUAAUUUGAGGCAGGGGAAAAGACUAAAGGGGGCGAGGACAAGUUCGGAGGAUGAGGUGAACAGGGAGACCGAGAACUGUAACGGAGGAGCAGGUGCAGAAAACGCGAAUGAAUGCAGUGAUUCGGAAGCUCCUACUCAAAAGGCUACAGAAGGGCCCCCUUUCAGUUCAGUAGGGAGGUUGAAGGGCGGAAGUGCGAUGGCGACGUCCGUACCAACCGUGCCUUUGUCAGGAAAAGUGAGGCGAGUUGGCCGCCCAAAAUUGAAUCGCGCAGAAGUUAGGGAAAAGACACGCGUUGCUCUCAAAGAGUACAACGCCGGAAUGAAUUUGAGAGUGAUCCUCCGCGAAAGUGACGUUUGCGACGUUGUCGCCACCCUGCACGAAAUAAAGCCUGCUGUACGAAUCGUCGGUUCGUAUUUAGGUACCCACCAGGUCAAGACCGUUCACCAAAACCGUGCGAUGAAGUGGAGUGUCGACGAAGAAUAUGUGGCUUCACGAGUGCGAUUUAGACUCCCGGAAAGUGUUAUUGAUGACGCUUUAAACCUGCUAAAGAAUGGAAUUGGCCGGGACGAAGAGAUUGAGCUCGGUAGUGAUGGAGAAAGGACUGGAGAUAUCACUUGUUUCGUGGUCACCAUCGAAAAACUGGGUCAGUUUACACGUGAACAACUGGAAGCGAUGAAGUGGUUGUGGAAUUUGCAAGCGGCAUGUUGUAAUGCCGUUCUGAGUUGUACUUGGCUAAGUAGCGUUGUCAAACCUGUGGCCGAGCAACCUGUUGCCCCACAAGUAACAAACUUGCAAAUUCUAGAGUGCUGGCCGUAUGCAGAGCUAAAAGGAUUCGGAUUCGAUUUGACUUACUCGGAUCUGUUCUGUCUGCGAGACUCUGUAUGGAUGAUGGACAACACCAUGAGAGCUGUCACUGUAUCCCUGGGACGCUACAAGAAGAGUUUGAGCGUUAUGUUGCCUCCUCCGACCGGGAACCCAAGUGAAGAACUGCAAUCCAGCACCAUUGACGAGAUUAGCCAAGCGACCACGAAGCGACCUUUCGUAUUGCUGCCUAUUAACCUGGGAGGUGUCCAUUGGGCUGGUAUAAUAGUGAAUCGAGCUGAAAAAAAGGUGAUGAUUUACGACAGCUUGAACGGCGCCAAAGACAGAAAGGAGCUGAGAAAGUUGGCGGACUUCAUUACGACAAAGGCUUUGAGAGAUGAAUCGUACCUGAAAGUGGAUGUUACGGAGCCGACGCAGAUGGACAGCAACAACUGUGGAGUUUUCGUGAGCCUAUUCUUUUGGAGUGCAGUGAGCGAUGAAGCUCCAAGUGAUCUUUCGCCUACUGGUCUCACCAAGCUACGGUGGUCACUGCUCAACGCGAUUUUGAAGAUGAAGCAGCGCUAA